Molecule: messenger RNA, 961 nt
Organism: Pyrus x bretschneideri (Chinese white pear)
Lineage: Eukaryota; Viridiplantae; Streptophyta; Magnoliopsida; Rosales; Rosaceae
Product: protein N-lysine methyltransferase METTL21A
Exons: 7
Coding region: 1-624 (207 amino acids)
Biological process (GO): protein methylation
Cellular component (GO): nucleus
Molecular function (GO): protein methyltransferase activity
Source: RefSeq, a predicted model, not a curated record
AUGGUUCUAACUAUUCUUGGAACAGCCGAUUUUGAUCUCACAGGGCAAUUGGUGUGGCCUGGAGCAAUGCUGUUGAACGAUUACCUUUCAAACAAUGCGGUGCUUCUGCAAGGAUGCACUGUUUUGGAAUUAGGCUCUGGGGUCGGCAUUACUGGAAUACUGUGCAGCAGGUUUUGCAGCAAAGUUGUAUUAACAGACCAUAAUGAUGAAGUUCUCAAGAUCCUGAAGAAAAAUAUAGAUCUGCAUGCAUCUUCCGAGAUGUCUAACUGCUGUUCUGAAUUAGUCGCUGAGAAACUCGAAUGGGGAAAUUCGGAGCAGAUCUGCCACAUUUUACAGACGUAUACAAAUGGAUUUGAUUUGAUUCUUGGAGCUGACAUAUGCUUUCAACAAUCGAGCAUUUGUUUGCUUUUCAACACUGUGGAAAAACUUCUUCAAGCUAGAAGGGAUGGGCAAUGCAAAUUCAUACUAGCCUAUGUAUCCCGAACCAAGACUAUGGAUUCGUUGGUCAUUAGCGAAGCUGCACGGUGUGGGAUGCAGAUAAAUGAAGUAGUUGGGACUCGUUCUGUGGUUGGAAACCUUGAAGGAGUCAUCUUUGAGGUGACCCUUAAAAAACAGCAUGAGUAACUACAACGUUCACAUUUUAUGGGCGACAAAUCACGAGAGCUUCAAGUGUAUUUUCUUCCUUUCCAUGUUGAACCAGAAAUGGAUAAUUCAUUCUGUAUUUUGCUUCGAGAGAAGCUUGCCUAGGUUUGGAUUUUGCAUUUUCAGUUUCCUUGUAAAGUUUUCGUUUCAACUAUAUUCUGCCAAUGGGGUCGGAUGGAAGUAAUCUCGUUCGUUGGAUGAUGAUAUAUGUUUCCAAGUAUGCUUUGUUUCAUUGCUUGUAAGGAGAGGUCUAAUGUUUGGGGAAAUUGCCUGGCUUUGCUAGCAAGAGGAAUCUAAUGCAAAAUAUGUUUUAUGUUUA